AUGUCAAAUCUUGCCAAACUUGAAUUUGCGACCUUAGACAUCUCAGGCAAGAACUAUUUGUCAUGGGUGUUAGAUGCUGAAAUUCACCUAGAUGCUAAAGGUUUAGGAAAUACUAUAUUAGCAGAUAAAGAAGCAUUUAAUCAAGACAAGGCAAAAGCAAUGAUUUUCAUCCGUCAUCAUCUGCAUGAAGGAUUAAAAGUGGAAUAUCUCACUGUGAAAGACCCUCUUGAGUUGUGGAAAAAUUUGAAAGAACGAUUUGACCAUCAGAAAACUGUGAUACUCCCUAAAGCUCGUUAUGAUUGGAUGCACUUACGGUUGCAAGAUUUUAAGACGGUAAGUGAAUACAAUUCAGAACUUUUCAAAAUUAGUUCUCAACUAAAAUUAGUUGGAGAAAACAUAAUUGAUGAGGACUUGUUAGAGAAAACAUUUUCAACCUUUCACGCUACUAAUGUGCUCCUGCAGCAGCAAUACCGUGAAAAAGGUUUUAAAAGAAAAUAUAGAAGUCGCGGCCGUGGUCAUGGACGUAGUGGGGGACGUGGUCGAGGACGUAUUAGUAAUCGUUAUCAUGGUGGUCAUAACAAUGAUACUUCUAACCACCAGAAAAAGAAUAACAAUGAAAGACAAGAAAGAAGUGGUCAAAAUAAUCCUUCAAAGAUUGUUGAGAAUAUAUGCUACCGAUGUGAAUAUGAAUAUUCAACAAAAUUUCGAUAG
Messenger RNA from Gossypium arboreum, 711 nucleotides. RefSeq lists its product as uncharacterized. Lineage: Eukaryota; Viridiplantae; Streptophyta; Magnoliopsida; Malvales; Malvaceae. The record is from RefSeq and is a predicted model, not a curated record. The coding region runs from base 1 to 711 and encodes 236 amino acids. The transcript is spliced from 3 exons.